AUGCUGUUCGCGACAAAUCCCAAAUCGGUCCUCCGGGGAGAUCCUCCAGUCAGCCCUCGGCCCGGCCGCUCCGCACGCGGAGACUCUCGCGGCCAGCCGGUGCCCCUGCCCCGCCGAGUCUUCCGAGGGCGGGCGCGGCGGCCGCAGCCAGGGCUGGGGUCCUACCAGUGCGCACCCGGGCGCCAGACGGUCACGAGGGUCCAGCGCGGGCCCGGGGCGCCCCCGGGCUCCGCGCUCCUCUCCGCGUCCGGCCGCCUCGGGCUCCGGCGCUGCCGCCGCGGCCGCCCGGGGCGGGAGCUCCGCGCAUGCAGGCAGCGCGCUCCCCGCGCUCACGCCCGCCGGGGCCCGCUCGGGUCGCCGCCGCCGCCGCCGCCCGGUCGCCCCCGCCCGCGCGCCCCGGCCGGCCCUCGAGGGUGCGGGGCGCCAGCGGUCAGCGCGCCCGCCGCCGCCAGCACGCACAUGGAGGCCCGCGGGCCCGCGCUGCGCUCGGCCGGCCUCGGGGCCCCCUGCGCGCGGCCGCCGCCCCGCUGCGGGCCGGGGCGCCCCCGCCGAGCCCCGCCGAGCCCCGCGGCCCGAGGCGCAUGGGGGAGCGGCGGCAGGCGCGGGCCGGGCCGGGCCGGGCCGGGCUGGGCCGCCCGCGCUCCCUCGCCGUCUGCGCGCUCUCGCCCCUCGGCCGCCGCGCCGCUCGGAAAUUUCCAGGCCACUUGGCGCACCCGGAGACACUUCGACUCUGGAUUUUUGUUCUUAUUUUUAACAGAGCCCCGGCGAGUGACGUCGCGGGCCGGUCUCCCGGACACGUGCCUCGGGCCAAUGGUGGCGGCGCCGCGCGCCCACGUGACGCGCCGGCGGCCGCCGGGUGACAGGCGCCUCCCGCCGCCCCUCCCCGCCCCUCCCCCCCUUAAAGCGGCCGCGCCCCGGCGGCCCGGCUGCGGGAGCCGUCGCCGGCGAGCCCGCGACCGCGCGCCCUGCGCUCGCCCGCGCCUCCGCCGCCGCGCCUGGGCUCGGGGACCCGGGAAGCAGCCGCAGCAGCCCGCCGGCUCGCCCCGGCGUGCGGAGGCGCGCCAGCGCGGGGAAGCUGCUAUUUUUAACAUUUCCAUAGUGUUUACCAUUCCCGUCUCAAAGGCAGAGCUGACGCGCAGGACCCUCUUCCUGCAGACACUGACUGUAAGUGUGCGUGUGUGUGCGUGUGCGCGCGCGUGCGGGGAGCCGCGCGCCUACGGUGGGGUUCCGCCGCGGGCCACCCGUGCUCCUGAAACGGGCGUGCGGAUCCAGAAGAGCUCGGGCAUACGGCUUGAGGCCAGACCGGCCAGGCCGGAUCUGGGCCCCCGCUUGGCCGUGCUUCCUGGUGGCGGGGGGCGCAUGUCCAAGUCUCCGCUCCGGAGCCGGACCGAGGUGCGGGCCCGCGCCCAGGGAGCCACGCCGCUCCGCCUUCCCGCCGGGUGGCGGCCGCCCCUCCGGAGUGAAGCCGCGGCCGGGAACCCCAUCCUUUCUUCUCUCGCCAGGCCGGGAGAGUGCGGCAACCCCCGCUUCCGGAGAACCAUCCCCACGCUUCCCGCGCGCUCUGCACAAAGGGGGACCUCGGCGAGCAUCGAGGGGAAAGACGGCUUCCGGCCACGGGGUCCCUGUCGCUCGCCGGGAAAGGCCGCGCAGCAGUUGCGGAGGGCGAAACCUCAGCCCGGCAGAACCGGGCCGGGGAGCCGCGCCCGUGGCCAAGAGCCAGCUCCGCGCGGCGGGUUCCGGGCGCCGGGCCGGGGACUUGGGGCCGAGCGGGGAGAGAGGGCCCGGCCCGAGAGCCCCCCUCGGCUCCUGGUGCUGCCGCCCUGA
Messenger RNA from Hippopotamus amphibius kiboko, 1824 nucleotides. Its product is annotated as collagen alpha-1(I) chain-like. The transcript has 6 exons. The record is from RefSeq and is a predicted model, not a curated record. Bases 1 to 1824 code for a protein of 607 amino acids. Lineage: Eukaryota; Metazoa; Chordata; Mammalia; Artiodactyla; Hippopotamidae.